AUGUUUGUCGAUCAUAACGUGCAAUUAUGCCGGCGAUUAGGCGACGAAGAGUGUGAAGCAUGCAUGGGUAUCGUCAGUCAUGAUGACGAAGCCUUUCAUCUUCAUCCGGUCAACCAGAAAAAUAAUCAACCCGGAAACGGUCCCAUAACACUUGACCGUAUUCUCUCUCAAGACUUUGAAGAUCCUUUUUCGCGGCGCCAACGCUACCAGAUUGCUCUCCUUGUAGCUUCAUCGGUAGCACAACUUCAGUCUACACCCUGGCUACGGACAGGCCUUUGCAAAGAAGACGUCAUCUUCCUUCCAUUUCAAGAGAACAACGAAUUGCUUCCAUACGGCAAACCUUUCAUCCAACAGGAUCAUGCUGUAUGCAAAAAUCAUCCACCAAAUAUCAACGCCGCCACUAAACAUGCCUUUGAUGUCAUGGCCGGAUUGAAGUGGUCACGCAGCGUAAGCGACGAGGGUGGAGAGGAUUAUGCGACAGCUAUCAAGUGGUGCUUUACGGGUGUAACAGACAAAGAAAAGAACUGGAGGGGCGAAAUCGUCAGAAAUGUGAUACAACCGUUAGAGAAAUGUAUGGAGCACUUCCAAAAUAUUGCUGUAGUUGCAUGA
Messenger RNA from Bipolaris victoriae FI3, 609 nucleotides. RefSeq lists its product as hypothetical. The record is from RefSeq and is a predicted model, not a curated record. The transcript is spliced from 2 exons. Lineage: Eukaryota; Fungi; Ascomycota; Dothideomycetes; Pleosporales; Pleosporaceae. The coding region runs from base 1 to 609 and encodes 202 amino acids.